AUGAGGAACUUUUACCGCGUGGGCCGUGUCACCGGCCCAACCGAGGGUGGAGAAGCAGACGUCACAUCCUCAUCAACUACCACCCAUGCAAAGCUGCUCAACCAAACACGCGCCGGACCCAACCGUACCAACCUUUCAGUCUAUUCUAGACUAGAUAGUAUGUUUGCCCCUCACCUCUACAGCCAUCACGAGAGAUUUGCCUUCGCCUCCCGCCACAAACCGAUAACUCAGCAGCUCUAUAAGUCAGCUCCAUCUUCUCGCCAGGCGGCUAAGUUUUUGACUGCGACCACACUUGGUGCAACGCUGCUUUUCUUGUCAGGGUUAACCAUGACCGGGAGAGUGAUUGCCCUGAUCAUGGCCACACCACUUAUGGUCCUGUUCAGUCCAAUUUUAGUCCCCACUGGGAUAGUCAUCUUCCUGGUGAUUACCGGGUUGUUGUUUUCGGGUGGGUGUGGCGUGGCGGCGAUCACGGCUUUAUCGUGGAUAUAUUACUACGUGCAAGUGAAGCAUCCACCAGGAGCGGAUCAGCUGGAUUAUUCAAGGAAAAAGCUUGCAAGUACGGCUAGGGACAUGACGGAGAAGGCUAAGGAGUAUGGAUAA
This is a messenger RNA of Durio zibethinus, 600 nucleotides long. The record is from RefSeq and is a predicted model, not a curated record. NCBI's taxonomy places the organism in Eukaryota, Viridiplantae, Streptophyta, Magnoliopsida, Malvales, Malvaceae.